AUGGCCUUUCUAAAUAAAUUACGUUCAACUAAGAAAAGCAAAGGAAAGCUUCUCGAAGAAGUUCAGCCAACAACAUCUGAAGAAAAGCAACUCACCUCUACUGUUAUUCAACCUGAUUCUUCUGAUUCAAACAACAAAAUGUCGUCAACUCUAACGGAAGUUCAUGAGCUUACUCAGCCAAUUGAAUCAGCUGAACAGUCUGACAAAGAUAAGAACGGCAAUGUGGAUAGUUUACCCUCAUCUGCCGAGCUGCCGGACUGUUUCAAAGCUUUCAAAAACCUUCCAACUACUUUCAAGGAAUUUUUCAAUCAGUCAUCUGAUGACUAUAAAGAAAUAGCUAAAUGCUGUGGUCUGGCAAUCGUUUCCCUGAUUGGUCUCUUCAUUUCGGUUGUCCUACUACGUUUCGUUCGCCGCGUUGUAUUCCCAGAUGAUGCCGGCUGGUUCUGCACUUAUUUCGCUGGUCCUUUCUGUCCUCUUUUCGAUGCUUUAUGCGCUGAACAGGAAAGCUAUGUGAAUGAACUUUUUAAGCAAGUCAACAUCGUCUCAAAUGAUACUUACAAUACUUUCAAUGGUUUCUUCAAGUCUGUGUUCGAUGGUUUCCAUGCAUUGUACACAAUCUUUUGGGCAAUUUUUGGUGGAGCUAUCGAUACUAUUUUCAAAGGAUAUGCUGAACUUCAGGAGAAUAUGGGAGAGAAUAUAUCUCAUUUGAGUGCUGUUCAAAACCUUCUUCGAGACUGUCCACACUUCAAGCCUCUAGUCGAUACAACUGAUUUUUUGUAUAUAAAUGAUAAUCGACUAUUCAACUCAGUUCUUGUAAUUCUUGUUUUCACAACAUUCAUCAUCAUCUUCACCUUACUGGGACUCAUUGCGUAUUUUGGGUAUUUAUUCAAAGAGAAGUUUCGCUUGUGCUCUGAGACCAAAAGACGUUUGCAAUAUCGUCUGAUGCUUAAUUCAGCUCUUUCACUUAUGAUUCCCUCCUUCUCUCAUGGAAUCCCAGCUCUUUUAGGUCAAGCACUUAUGCUGUUCAAAAUCUCAAGUUUACAAAUAUGGACAUCUUCAUUGAUAUGGAUUAUCGGAUCAUUGCAUGGAAUUUUGAACUGCAUCACUUUCAUAACUCUGAAUGACUACUAUCGCUCGAAAUUCAAGAAAGAUGUGGAUACAGUAGUUGAAGCAAUGAGGAUAUUGUCGAAAUCGCAAGUAUACUCAACCAGCUAG
This is a messenger RNA of Auanema sp. JU1783, 1215 nucleotides long. The record is from the annotation of a GenBank genome assembly. Lineage: Eukaryota; Metazoa; Nematoda; Chromadorea; Rhabditida; Rhabditidae.